This is a messenger RNA of Aspergillus piperis CBS 112811, 885 nucleotides long. RefSeq lists its product as uncharacterized. The transcript has 2 exons. The coding region runs from base 1 to 885 and encodes 294 amino acids. The record is from RefSeq and is a predicted model, not a curated record. NCBI's taxonomy places the organism in Eukaryota, Fungi, Ascomycota, Eurotiomycetes, Eurotiales, Aspergillaceae.
AUGACCAACAAACACCCCCGCAAACCCUGCAUCUCGGCCUCCUCUCUCGGCCAAGUGCGCAAAAUCUACAUGUCAAAGAUGACCGAGCAGGGCUGUUCCCGCACCCUGAAGGACAAGUGUAGAGACAUAUGGGACAAAGUGAUCGAUGACGCUGUGGAGGCAGAUGCCGAAUGUUCCGGACCGAUGUGGUCAUAUGGGUAUGGAAAGGAACUGGAACCACUUUACAUUCCGGACAAACCAAACGGAGUCCAGAAGAAGGAAAACGGAAAACAGGCACACACUGAGGGAAGUACCGAGUCCGAGACGGAAAGUGAGGAGGAGAGCAAUUCCGAGACGGAGGUGGAAAUCGAUCCGAGUCUGGAUGGGAAGAUCAUAUUGUGUAACUUGGUCACUUAUUCACGAUACUCAUCCCCCAGCAUUAGCUGCAACCUCACCACCAUGUCUUCCCCAUCAAGAUCAUUUAGCCCCGAGGAUCUGGACUGCCUUGAUCGAGAUUUGGAGAGAAUAGUGAAAGGACUGCCUCAGGAUGUCGACGACUUCUUAUCUUCCCAGACUAGUCCAUUGUUGGAUCACAUGGACGAUAUUUCCGAUAAUCUGGAUCUGCAGGUAACCAAGCUCGAAAAACUGCGUGAUCAACUGGUCCAAAGAAUGGAACAACUUAAGGCUACCUUGAAGGCUUCAGGUUUCGAAGUUGAGGAGAAAGAGGCGUCACAAGGAGAGAAGAAGGAAAGUGAGCAGAAUCAGCAUCAGCAUCAUGCAGCGAAGAGUCCGAAACAUCGUUUAUCACCUCCUGCAAAGGUUAAGGUGCAGGAAAGUGAUGGUGAUGCGGACUCGGAGCGUGAAGUUGAGGCUGAAAAAGAGUAUUUUAACACUUUGUUCGGGUAG